Messenger RNA from Salarias fasciatus (jewelled blenny), 5005 nucleotides. RefSeq names its product upstream binding transcription factor (gene ubtf). The record is from RefSeq and is a predicted model, not a curated record. NCBI's taxonomy places the organism in Eukaryota, Metazoa, Chordata, Actinopteri, Blenniiformes, Blenniidae. The transcript has 22 exons. The coding region runs from base 361 to 2661 and encodes 766 amino acids.
UGCUAGGAGGGGGGAAAGACGGCACGGCGCGGUGGUUUCCGCGCCGAGACCUCCAUGCGGCUGCUGGCGGAACAGCCAGCCGCCUCUCUCGGUUAGCCAUCAGGGAUCUCGGUUUAAUAUCUCACCGUGCAGAGAGACUCGCCCUCUCUCUCCCCCUCUCUCUCUCACCGCGACUAGCCCAGAACCAGCGAGCGACCGAGCCUCCGAGAACCCGCCUUCUCCUGCCUCGCUUAUGCGCCUUUUUGGAUCGAGGGGGAAAAGGGACUCUGCAACGCCCCGGCUUUAAGGUCUCAGCUCGGUUUUUCUCGCUUUGCAGUGCGCCAUUGGACCUUGUCACGAUUCUAGACAGCACACUCACAAAUGAAUGGAGAAAUGGAGGCAACGACUCAAGACCAAGGUGGUAAAGCUGCCCAUUCUUCUUGGCAAAACCUCUCCAGAUCAUUGUGGGCGCAGGACGACCUCCUGAAGCUCCUGGAGGCGAUGAAAGUCGCCCUGCCCCAGAAAGACCUGACUAAAUACAAAACCUCAGAGUCCCACCUGGACUGGCAGAAGGUGGCCUUCAACUCGUACACGGCAGAGAUGUGUAAGCAGAAGUGGCAGGAAGUCUCUAAAGAGAUUCGUAAAUUCAGGACCCUAACCGAGCUCAUAGUCGACGCCCAAGACUACAUCAAGAACCCUUACAAAGGAAAGAAGAUUAAGAAACACCCAGAUUUCCCCAAGAAGCCUUUGACCCCGUACUUUCGUUUCUUCAUGGAGAAAAGAGCCAAGUACGCCAAGCUGCACCCUGAAAUGAGCAACCUGGAUCUCACCAAGAUCCUCUCCAAAAAAUACAGAGAGCUUCCAGAUAAGAAGAAGAAAAAAUAUGUUGACGACUUCUUGCGGGACAAGGAAACGUUUGUGCACAGCAUGAUGAAAUUCAGGGAAGAACAUCCAGACCUUGUGGAAAGCAUGGCCAAGAAAGGCUCCAACGUCCCAGAGAAGCCCAAAACGCCCCAGCAGCUGUGGUACAACCACGAAAAGAAGGCCUUCCUGAAGACACAUCCGGAUGCGACCACCAAAGACAUUAAGGACAAUCUGGGCAAACAGUGGACGCAGCUGUCCGACAAGAAGAGGUUGAAGUGGAUCACCAAGUCCCUGGAGCAGCAGAAACAGUAUGAGGAGACGAUGCGGGAAUACAUCCAGCAGCAUCCUGAGCUGAACAUGACCCAGGGCGACAUCGUCAAGUCCACACUCACCAAGGCAGAGCGCCACCUGAAGGACAAGUCAGACGGGCGGCCUGACAAACCUCCUCCGAACGGUUACUCGAUGUUCUGCGCGGAGCUGAUGUCGAGCAUGAAGGACGUCCCCAGCACGGAGCGCAUGGUGAUGUGCAGCCAGAGGUGGAAGCUGCUGAAGCAGAACGAGAAGGACAGCUACCAGAAACGCUGCGAGCAGAGGAAGAAGGAGUAUGAAAUAGAAAUGAACAGAUUCCUCAGCAGUCUAUCAGAGGAGGAGCAGCAGCGGGUUCUGGGUGAAGAGAAGGUCGGUUUUAAGAAGGGCAGCGGAGCCAGCAGUCCUGCCUCCAAAAAGAAAAACUCAAAGGCAAAGGUCAAUCCAGAAAAGCCCAAACGACCGAUCUCCGCCAUGUUCAUCUUCUCUGAAGAGAAACGGUCGAAACUUCAGCAGGAGCGGCCCGACCUGUCCGACAGCGACGUCACCAGACUUCUGGCUCGCAUGUGGAACGAGCUGCCGGACAAAAAGAAGGAGAAGUAUAAGCGUUUGGAGACGGUCCUGAAAGCAGAGUCGGAGAAGAAGGAGAAGGAGGAUCGCAGUCGUCUGCCCGAUCCGCCCAAAACGGCAAAGGACAUCUGGCAGCAGAGCGUCAUCGGAGACUACCUGGCCAGAUUUAAGAGCGACCGGCCCAAGGCCCAGAAGGCCAUGGAGAUGGUCUGGAACAGCAUGGAGAAGAAAGAGAAGAUCAUGUGGAUCAAAAAGGCGGCGGAGGACCAGAAGCGAUACGAGAGAGACCUGGCCGAGAUGCGCUCGCCCGCCGCUGCCAUUGCCUCAGGGAAGAAGAUGAAGUUUGAGGGUGAACCCAAGAAGCCGCCAUCAAACGGAUAUCAGAAGUUCUCUCAGGAGAUGCUGUCCAACGGCGAACUGAACCACCUCCCCAUGAAGGAGCGGAUGGCCGAGAUCGGGAGCCGCUGGCAGCGGCUACCGCUCAAGGACAAAGACCGCUACAAGAAGAUAGCCGAGGAGAAGCAGAGGCAGUACAAGAUCCAGCUGGAGCAGUGGCUCGCAAGCCUGUCCUCACAGGAAAGAAACACCUACAAAGAGUAUAAUUCCCAAAAAAGAAGAACUACAGCGAAGCCAGGUGGCCCCAAAGCGAAGUCCAAGAAAUCCGACACCGAGGAGGAGGAUGAUGACGAUGACGACGAUGAUGACGACGACGACGAUGAUGAUGAUGAUGAUGAUGAUGACGACGAUCGGGAGAAGGCUUCCUCUGACGCGGACUCGUCCAGCGAAGAUGACGACGACGAUGAUGACGACGACAAGGAGGAAGACGACGACGACGAUGAUGACGAUGACGACGACGACGAGGCGGAGGACAAGGAGAACAAGUCGGAGGACAGCAGCAGCGAGUCGAACUCGGCGGGGUCGUCGGACUCGGACUCGGACUGAACUCGGGGAGGGGAGGGGGGGGCGUCGCCCCGAGACGAACUGAGCAGCGCUGAGCUGAGCCAAGAGUCCAGGGAGCUCUGCCACUGUGCCAACCCUGCUCUCCUCCCACCACCAGGGGGAGCCCCGCACCGCCUCAUCUCACACCCGCCCACUUCAUGUUGAUGCCUGGUGAACUGUGCUCUGAGAGGAGCCCUGCCCCCUACACACACACACACACACACACACACACACACACACACACACACACACACACACACACACCUGAUUAUAUCCAAAAACCAGCCCAGAUCCCCUCCAGGGUGGGAGAGGCUGUAGACAUUAUGCCAAAAAAGAAAAACAGAUUCUCAUACACACAUUCUCACACACACACACACACUCACACAUCCCACUGGUUUGGUGAUGGUGUUGAACACUUCAGUCUCGACAUGUCAAAAGUGAUCAAGGUCGGAGUGUUUCUGCCGGUCAUCCUGGGAACAAGGCGUGCGGCUCCAGCUGUGAACAGGCUUCAUGGAGCCCGAGGCGGAUCACUUCACUGCAGGACGGGGAGGGGAGCCAAGGGGGGGACGGGCAGGAAAAAUUGCACUCUUCAGAAUGUUUCCUUUAUUAUUAUUUUUUUUUUUUGUGUUAGAAAGUUGUCAAGUUGUUCUCUAAUACAAACUCUCGAUGCAGAUUUUAUAAUUUGGUUCCAAAAGAGGUGGUAUUUUUGUUUUUUGUUUGUAUGUCAGAAAAGGAAAAAAAAAAAACGAUGAAGCCAUUUGAAUGUCUCUUUUGUUGCUGGAAAAGUUCAGAAACUGUUACGCAUCCAUGUUCUCAUUUAAAAAAAGGAAAAGAAAAAAAAGACAGUGCCUAUGAAGUGUUCCUCCACCCGAGAUUUAAUUUUUUUACUGACUGAAGUAGAGAGGAUGUGAUCGGGCCGCCGUGAGGCUCAGGGAAAACGGGGGUUAAUCGUGUGCAAUGGUGAAUCUUCCCUGCUGGCCUCACUUCCUGGGUUGUGCUGCUUGCUUUAAGUGCUUCUUUUAAACCUAAAAGCCCCGUCGUCUCUGCAGUAUACUGGCUCUUCUGUGCCUUUAUAGCCCCCCGGAUUCCCCCCCUUCCUUUGGUUUCAGGUUAUUCACACAGUUUCCAUUCCCCUUUUUUAAAAGUGACAUUUGAAGCCGAGAUACGAGACGGAUGUUAAAAGGUUCCCGCAUCACAUCCGCUCUGCUUCCAGCCUUUAAAACCUGCAGAUCCGGCCGGAGCUGGAACACUUUCCCCGGCACAGCUCGAGCCUGAAACGGCCUCGGGCUGAUUUCCUUUUUAAACAUUUCAUUUACUGUUCAUAGCUUUGUUUUAUUAACGGUGUUCCGAGUGGAUGUUUGAAUGGAUUCCAUUCUCAUAUUUGUUUUUUGUUCUUUUGUUGUUGUUGUUUUUUUUUUUAAAUAGUAUUCAGCUGUUAUCCAGAGGUUCAGUCUGAUGCUUAUCCCAAAAAACAAAGUGUGCACUUAAUGUAAAUGUGCGCGCAGGCAGAGGACUGUGUAUAUAUGAGAGUGCGUUUGCGUGCUUCUUUGCUUUAAUGUGUGCUGGUCGUUCCGUUCGCAUACCAUGAUGUGACUGCAGCGUGCAUGUACGUGCCUGUGUGGGGACGUCAUACCAACACCAUGAAUGUAGAUAUUGUUAAAUCCGUUUUUUUUGUUUGUUUUUUUUUUUCCCCCUCCUGAGGGUCUGUACUGUCACGUCAUUGAUCACCUGAAGACGGAUUGAUGACGCCUCUUUCAUGACGGUCAUCUUUGACUCUCGAAACAGUUUUUUUUUUUUUUUUUUUUUUUUUUUAAACAUUCAUGACAACUGUUAAUAAUCUUUUAGUAAAGGACUGAUCUGAUGAGUCUCAUCUCAGACUGAAACAAAACCAGCGUGAACUAUUUAACGGAACUGGGAGAGGGUGAAGGAAAACGAUUGACGGGAGUUUAUUAAAGGGAUUUGUGUCGGGGAGGGGGGGGACUCCGUUGCCAGUGGAUAUGGGGUUAAAAAAAAAAACAACUGUAAUAUUUCUGUAAAUACUGUUUUUGUAUGAGUGCUUAUUGUUUUUGUUAGUUCUUUAUUUCGGCAAACCCUCAUCUGUGAUUUCUGAAGCCGGUGAAGACACCUGUUGUUUCAGUUGUUGGUUCUCUCUUUCACUCUCUUUCUUUCUCUCUCUCUCUCUCCCUCUCUCUCUCGUUGGUUUCUACAGAUAUCUAAGACAAGCAAAGCUUUACAGGUUUGUACUGCUGAUCAUUUGACAGAAUUUGAUGUUUUCUAUAGCUGAGGGUGUUCUUAUGUCCUUGUAGUUAAAGUAUUUGGGCAAAAUAAACAAUGAUCUUUAACAGUU